AUGGCGGCACACGAUAUCCAUCAUGAUGGCAACAUACGCACGACGCAUGUCUUCAAAACGACCAUCUCCCACCAAGGGAGGCGAACGUGGGACUCAGCCAUUGCGGACGAUGAUCUAAACCAUACAUCAAGGAAGAGGGCUAGGUUGAACGACUCUGGCCAUAGGGAUAGUCAUCCUGCAACUCGGCUUCUAAAAAGGUUGUCGCAUGAUGCGUAUACUGUCGGAUGGGUCGCGGCUCUCCCAAUCGAGAUGGCCGCUGCGCGAGUGAUGCUCGACGACAUGCACCAGUCUCUACCGAUGAACCCAAAUGAUAGCAACGUCUAUGCCUUUGGCAGUAUAGGAAACCACAAUAUUGUUAUCGCAUGCCUACCAUCAGGGCAGUACGGCAUCACCAGCGCAGCUUUGGUGGCAAACAACAUGCGAUGGAGCUUUCCCUCGAUACAGAUUCGACUCAUGGUCGGCAUUGGUGGCGGUGUGCCUGAUCAAGUUGACAUCCGACUUGGCGAUGUCGUAGUUAGCAACCCAACUGCGUCAUCUUCAGGCGUUAUACAGUACGACUUUGGGAAAACUGUGAAAGCAGGCCGUUUUCAACUUUCGGGGGCGUUGAAUAAGCCUCCGCAACAACUUCUGACGGCAGUCGCCAAGUUGCGAGCCGACCAUCAGCUGGGUCCUAGUCGGAUAUCAGAACAUCUCGCUACAAUUAGAGAGCGCAAUCCUUCAAUGGAUGCGUACACGUAUCGCGGGGCCGGUCAGGACCGACUUUACGAACCCACGUACGAUCAUGUUGGGGAGAGCUGCGACGACUGCGAUUCGUCACAGCUGGUGAGACGGGACCCGAGGCCCAACAACUACCCAAAGAUUCACUACGGUAUUAUUGCAUCCGCAAAUCAGGUCAUGAAACAUGGGCAGACGCGGCAUCGUCUCGCACAUGAGCUUGAUGUUCUCUGUUUCGAGAUGGAAGCAGCCGGCCUGAUGGACAGCUUUCCAUGCCUGGUCAUUAGGGGGAUCUGUGAUUAUUCAGACUCACACAAGGCCAAGCAAUGGCAAGAGUAUGCUGCGGUGACCGCAGCAGCCUAUGCAAAGGAGCUCCUUUUUGUCAUUGCGUCCGAAGAAAUCCACGAGGACUCCAUGACGGAUGACGAUAUAGUAUCCUCUCACGAAACGUCGCUAGUAAAUAGUCGGAAUGAUUUCAUUGAAACCUUGAGAUUUGAAGAAAUCGACAGUCGACAUUCAACCAUCAAAUCUGCUCAUACCAAAACAUGUCAAUGGCUGCUGAAGCAUCCUGACUACAUUCGCUGGCUAGAUGACAAAGAAUUCGCCAAUCACCAUGGCAUCCUUUGGAUUCGGGGAAAGCCAGGAGCAGGGAAAUCUACGCUUAUGAAAUAUGCCUACUCGCGUGCAGGGCAGAAGGCAGCGAAAGAUUCUGCCACGAUAUCCUUCUUCUUCAACGCUAGAGGAGGGUUGCUUGAGAAAUCGACAGAAGGAAUGCACAGAUCUCUUCUGCUUCAACUAUUGGAGAAAGUUCCUGAGCUACAGGAGGUAUUGGGUGAUGGAGAUCGUGGAACGUUCCUUCGAAAAGACUCGGGCUCUUGGGAUCUUUCUGCAUUGCGAAGACUCUUUGCGACUGCAAUAUCAAAGCUCGACCAACGACAAGUCACAUGCUUCAUUGACGCUCUCGACGAGUGUGACGAAAGCGAAGUCCGACAACUACUGGACUUUUUUGAAGACUUAGGACAAUGUGCUGUUCAAAAUAACAUCAGGUUCUACGUUUGCUUCUCUAGUCGCCAUUACCCCCGUAUGGACGUUGUCUACGGUGUCCGAUUCACCUUAGAAAAUCAAUCAGGCCAUGAGCAGGACCUGGAAAAGUACGUACGAAGCAAGCUUAGAACUGAGACAAAAAAGCAGGCGGAUGAGCUCACGAAAGAGAUACUCCGGAAAGCGUCCGGGGUCUUUAUGUGGGUAGUGUUGGUCAUCGACAUUCUCAACCAGGAAUUUCAAGAUGGUCGUAUUUUUGCAGUGAAAAAGAGACUUCAACAGAUACCUCCAGAAUUGAGCAAUCUGUUCAAAAACAUAUUGAUGAGAGAUGAGAAGAACAUGGGAGAGCUGCUGUUGUGUAUACAGUGGUUACUCUUCGGCAAGCGCCCUCUGAAGCCCGAAGAGUAUUAUUUCGCACUGGUGGCUGGCGUUGAUCCUGACAGCCUUUGCAGGUGGAAUCGAGAGAAAAUCUCGAGAGAUUCCUUGAAUCACUACGUGGUCAGUUCCUCGAAGGGGCUUGCUGAAACAACGAAAUCAAAGAAAUCGACAGUUCAGUUCAUCCACGAAUCGGUACGGGAUUUCCUUCUCAAGGAAGACGGCCUCAAGUCUUUGUGGCCGGAACUUGGGGAUAACCCUGAGGGCAGAAGCCAUGAACGACUCAGGGAUUGCUGCCAUGCCUAUAUGGGAGUCUAUGAUUAUUAUCCGUACAUUUCGGACGACGACUUCUUUCUAGAUACUAGCACCGAUUUGGCAAAGAGCCUCAAGUUAGACGCUACUCGGAGGUUCCCAUUCCUCGAUUACUCCACGAAACACGUUCUAUAUCAUUGCGAUGCUGUGGAACGGAUGAGACUUCCCCAGGACUCAUUCUUUCGAAAGUUUCAACUACUAGACUGGAUUCGGCUCCACAACCUACUUGAGCAAUUCAAAACACGACGAUACAACAUCUCAACAACUGCCCUGUACAUUUUCGCGGAGCUUGGCUUGCCAUCACUUGUCGACAUGCUACUUCGUCAGACAGACGUGCCACUUCGUCAGAAUGAAACACGGAACCCGACUCUGAUCUCGUCCCAGCGGUUCUCGUCGCCUCUCCAUGCAGCCGUUCACUUGGGCCACACAAGUACGGUAGAAGCUUGGAUGCGUCAUGUUGUGUCAGAAAAUGUGUCAGAAUCGCCUCAGCAGAUGGAAAGCGUUCUCAUGACAGCUGUAGAGAAACAGCAUACCGGCAUUGUAGAGCUGUUGCUUGAUGCGGGGGUCAAUCCAAACACGAAAGACAGAUAUCAAAAUCCCUUGCUUUUGAAAGCUGCCGGAACGAACUUCCACAUUACCAGGCUUCUUCUUUCAAGGCACUUCUCUACAAAACAACAUCAGGAUGUGCGGCACUCGCGCUUGUCCUCAGCAACACCUGCUGAAGGAGACUGGAGACAUGCUUGCCAACGCCAAGAGGCAUAUGUUAACCAGAGGAAUAUCAACGGUGAAAAUGCGUUGUUCAGGGCUUGUAAUAAUAAACAAGUUGCAACAGCCAGAUUACUGCUGGAAAACGGUAUCGACCCCAAUGCCGUCUCCACAUACUCGGAGACGCCUUUGAAUAUGGCUAUUCAAGAGGGCGAAACCUUGGUGAAGCUUCUGAUUGAUGGAGGCGCGGAUGUUAAUCUGGUUGGCUCCGGCCGUUUCAGAUCUCCUUUACACCACGCUGUUGAUGAUGGCAAGUAUGAUAUCGUCAAGCUUCUGAUCGAGAGAGGUGCAGACGUCAAUCUGGCUAGCGGCCAGCACACGCCUCCUUUGCACCAAGCCAUUAAAGGUGAUCAAGGAGAUAUCGCCGAGCUUCUGAUCGAGGCAGGCGCUGAUGUCAAUCUUGUCAACCACAUUUCCAUGCCUCCUUUACACUAUGCCAUCGAAGCUAAUCAUGGACGUAUGGUCGAGCUUCUGAUUGAGAAAGGUGCCGACGUCAAUCUGGCCCGCUGCAGUUGGAAGCCUCCUUUACACUACGCCAUUGAAGUUGAUAAGGUGAACAUCGUCGAGCUUCUGAUCGAGAGAGGUGCAGACGUCAAUCUGAUCAGCCACGUUCAAUCUCCUCUACAUUACGCUAUUCAACUUGACAGAAUGAACAUUGUCGAGCUUCUUGUUAAAGGGGGCGCGAAUAUCAAUCUGGUUGACCAAAACCUUAAAUUUCGUCCUCUGGAGUACGCGAUUAAACUCGACAGGCAGCACAUAGUCGAAUUUCUGCUGUACAUGGGGGCUAAUGUCAAUGACAUUUUGCACCAACCUAUCACGUCCACAGCCAGAGAAGCGAUCAGAGUUCUUGUCGACAAUCCAACCGUCAUUAGACAUUGCAGAGACAAUCGGGAUCUCACUUAUCUCAAGUACGCUAUAGACAAUUGGAAGGUCGUCUUUGAGGUCAAGGCGAGUCAGUUUCAUUGCGACCGAGAUCACCAGCUUCUCUGCUAUUUACUAGGAGCAAUCGUGUCCAGGGAUGAAGUUUACACCCAGAAGAUUCUCGACAAUGGAGUUGACAUAAAUCAAUUUUGUUGCUUCAUCAGCCCUCUUUACCUGUCCGUACUCACCGGUCAACCCACCAUCGUCAGGAUGCUCCUGGAGAAGGGUGCGAGUGCUCGAUAUGGAGAUUGGAAAGGCCCAACCGCCCUUCAUCUUGCUGUCCACAGGGGAGACCCGGCUCUAGUGCAAGUAUUACUUGAUUUCAAUGCGGACCCAAAUGACAUCGACAGCAUAGGUCGGACCGCCUUGUUCGACAUCGAUCAAACCCACCAGCAUGCCAUAAGUUUGACAAACUUACUAUUAAGUGCUGGUACAAAUCUCAUGCAUGAAGACAACACAGGGAAUACAUUCCUCGAACUAAUCUUGCGGCUGAAAUUCAACGAAGAAACCAAACGGCUCAUAUCAGAAGUUGAAGACGGCGUUUCACUCCGAGGACGCGAUUUUGUGCCGACUUUGCUGGUGGAUGCAGCAAAAGCACAUGUACCCGUUCUCAUCAGUUGGCUUCUGGAGCUUGGGGCUGACCCGAACAUGUCCGACAGACACGGAUGUACGCCCCUCCUAGGAGCUAUAGGCUCACGACCAUCAAGCCGUCUGAAUCAAGUCGUUUGCCUACUGCUGGAUAGGGGCGCCUAUCCUACGAUACCGGGUUCAGACGGCGAAACCCCAUUGGAAAUGGCUACUCGACUCGGAAGGCUGAGUGUGGAAAUAAUAUUGCGAUCUCGGAUUAAGUGA
Colletotrichum gloeosporioides is the source of this 4980-nucleotide messenger RNA. RefSeq lists its product as uncharacterized. The transcript has 2 exons. Gene Ontology annotation, biological process: nucleoside metabolic process. Lineage: Eukaryota; Fungi; Ascomycota; Sordariomycetes; Glomerellales; Glomerellaceae. Gene Ontology annotation, molecular function: protein binding; catalytic activity. The coding region runs from base 1 to 4980 and encodes 1659 amino acids. The record is from RefSeq and is a predicted model, not a curated record.